AUGAGCAAUGGCAGUAUUGUGUCAAACGACGCACCCGUUCAGGCGGUGUCCUUGGCCGAAGUCGAUCAAUUUACCAAAAGCAAGUCCAAUAUCACACGAAAGUCGCCCAUGCGAUUGAGGAUGGAGGCUCUGAUUCUCGAGCAUCAAAACCGCAUCGUCUUUGCUCUAGAGAACAUUGAUGGCAAUAAAUUCCGUCGAGACGAAUGGACACGGCCGCAUGGAGGUGGCGGCGUGUCCUGUGUCCUUCAGAACUCGAAUGUCUUUGAGAAAGCAGGUGUCAACACGAGCAUUGUAUAUGGUGAGCUACCACGGUCAGCUAUCGAAAAAAUGCGAGCAGACCACAAGUCACUUGUUGGAUCGGACGUGGAAAAACUCAACUUCUUCGCGGCGGGCAUUUCCCUGGUGCUCCACCCCCAUAAUCCCAUGGCACCCACCGUCCACCUCAAUUAUCGGUACUUCGAAACGUCCGAUCCGAGGGAUCCAGUCAACGCUACGGGCUCUGCGACUCAAAACUGGUGGUUUGGUGGGGGAACAGAUCUAACGCCUUGUUACUUAUUCGAGGAAGACGCUCAACAUUUCCAUAAGACGCUCAAGGCGGCCUGCGACAAACAUGACAAAGAAUACUAUCCCCGUUUCAAGCAAUGGUGUGAUAAGUAUUUCUACAUCCCACAUAGAAAGGAAUGUCGAGGGAUCGGCGGCAUCUUCUUCGAUGAUCUUGAUACUUCAGCACAGCCAAACUCCAAAAACCCCCAGGAGGAUCUCUUUCAAUUCGUUGUGAGCGGACUGGAGUCAUUUCUUCCUUCAUAUCUCCCCAUCGUCAAGAAGAGGAAAGACAUGCCGUAUUUACCCAAGCACAAAGAGUGGCAACAGAUCCGUCGGGGCAGGUAUGUCGAAUUCAAUUUAAUCGAGGAUCGAGGAACUAGUUUUGGCCUCCGGACACCCAGCGCCAGGGUAGAAAGCAUCCUGAUGAGUUUACCACUCACCGCUCGAUGGGAGUAUAUGCACCCCGUAUGCGGUACCGGUGUCGCAGAGGACGCCGAGGGUGAUGCCGACCCUGAUGUGGAAAAGGAAAAGGAAAUGAUGAAGGUGCUCAAAACCCCCAAAGAAUGGGUCUAA
Exophiala aquamarina CBS 119918 is the source of this 1116-nucleotide messenger RNA. RefSeq names its product coproporphyrinogen III oxidase, aerobic. Gene Ontology annotation, cellular component: cytoplasm; mitochondrial intermembrane space. The record is from RefSeq and is a predicted model, not a curated record. The coding region runs from base 1 to 1116 and encodes 371 amino acids. Lineage: Eukaryota; Fungi; Ascomycota; Eurotiomycetes; Chaetothyriales; Herpotrichiellaceae. Gene Ontology annotation, molecular function: coproporphyrinogen oxidase activity. The transcript has a single exon.